Molecule: messenger RNA, 5842 nt
Organism: Talpa occidentalis (Iberian mole)
Lineage: Eukaryota; Metazoa; Chordata; Mammalia; Eulipotyphla; Talpidae
Gene: PDLIM5
Product: PDZ and LIM domain 5
Exons: 17
Coding region: 138-2018 (626 amino acids)
Biological process (GO): muscle structure development; actin cytoskeleton organization; heart development
Cellular component (GO): filamentous actin; stress fiber; adherens junction
Molecular function (GO): actin binding; muscle alpha-actinin binding
Source: RefSeq, a predicted model, not a curated record
CAGGAGGCGGAAGUUCCCGCGGGCGGUGGGGACGGCGAACUCUCGGCGCGUCACUUGUCAGCGCUCCUCUGAGGCGGCGGCAGCGCGGACCUGAGUUUCUUUCACUUCUUGGGAUUGGACUUUGAGCCUUUAGAACCAUGAGCAACUACAGUGUGUCUUUGGUUGGCCCAGCUCCUUGGGGUUUCCGGCUGCAAGGUGGCAAGGAUUUCAACAUGCCUCUGACAAUCUCUAGUCUAAAAGAUGGCGGCAAGGCAUCUCAGGCGAAUGUAAGAAUAGGCGAUAUGGUCCUGAGUAUUGAUGGGAUAAGUGCACAUGGAAUGACUCAUCUUGAAGCCCAGAACAAGAUUAAGGGUUGUACAGGCUCCUUGAAUAUGACUCUGCAAAGAGCAUCAGCUAUAACCAAGCCAGAGCUGGUUCCUGUUCAAAAGCCCACAGUCACCAGCGUGUGUUCCGAGACUGCUCAGGAGGUAGCAGAGGGACAGAGAAGAGGAUCCCAGGGUGACAGUAAACAGCAAAAUGGGAAAAUCCCACCUAAACGCCCACCAAGAAAGCACAUUGUGGACCGCAAUACAGAGUUUUACCACAUACCAACUCACAGUGAUGCCAGCAAGAAGAGACUGAUAGAGGAUACGGAGGACUGGCGUCCAAGGACUGGAACAACUCAGUCUCGCUCUUUUCGAAUCCUCGCCCAGAUCACUGGGACCGAACAUUUGAAAGAAUCUGAAACUGAUAAUACAAAGAAGGCAAAGUCUGACAGUUCUCUGCAAGAUCUGCUUCAGAGUGGACCUCACCCACCUGCAACUUCUCAGGUUUUACAUACUGGUAGCCCAGUAGCCACACUUUCUAAAGUAAUUACUAGGUAUACCAACUUAAGUAGCCCCACAAGAAAUAUGGUGACAAGUUCUUUGGAAGGUUUUCGCAACUUUUCUACCUUCCCUUCUCCUGCCAGAUACAGUGCUGCCGUCCUGAGCAGUGCAGCUGCUACUGUGUCUGCUGUUAUUGCUGCAAAAACCAGGCUGUCCAGCCCUGAAAAUUAUCACUCACUCCUGGAUGCGCUUUGCAUCAGCCCUGUUUCCAAGCCUCUAGCUUUUUCAUAUCUCCAGUUCGCAAGGAAAUCAACUGGUUCUAUCGAUGUUAAGGAAACAAGCAACACCCAGGAGCCUUCUCAGCAGUUGACUCCAGCAGUAGCCUCAGCACGUAGCAUGCCUGAGAGGUCAGAGAGUCCAGCCUCCUCAAGACCAGGCGUGGCUGGUCUCCCCACUGCUGCUGCCUUCAAGCCUGUAGGAUCCACCAGCAUCAUCAAAUCACCAAGCUGGCAACGGCCAAAUCAAGCAGCGCCUUCUACUGGAAGAAUCUCAAACAGUGCAACUUCUUCUGGAGCAUUGGCUCCGGCCCACUCAGCAGUGGGGCAGCCCCAACCCACUGACCAGGACACGUUAGUGCAAAGAGCUGAACACAUUCCAGCAGGGAAACGCACCCCUAUGUGCGCCCACUGCAACCAGGUCAUCAGGGGGCCAUUCCUCGUGGCACUGGGGAAAUCUUGGCAUCCAGAAGAAUUUAACUGUGCACACUGCAAAAAUACAAUGGCCUACAUUGGAUUUGUAGAGGAGAAGGGAGCCCUAUAUUGUGAGUUGUGCUAUGAGAAAUUCUUUGCUCCUGAAUGUGGUCGAUGCCAAAGGAAGAUCCUUGGAGAAGUCAUCAAUGCUUUGAAACAAACUUGGCACAUUUCCUGUUUUGUGUGUGUGGCCUGUGGAAAACCCAUUGGUAAUAAUGUUUUUCAUUUGGAGGAUGGUGAACCCUACUGUGAGACUGAUUAUUAUGCCCUCUUUGGCACCAUAUGCCAUGGAUGUGAAUUUCCCAUAGAAGCUGGUGAUAUGUUCCUGGAGGCGCUAGGCUUUACCUGGCAUGAUACUUGCUUCGUGUGCUCAGUAUGCUGUGAAAGUUUGGAAGGUCAGACCUUUUUCUCCAAGAAGGAUAAGCCACUUUGCAAGAAACACGCUCAUUCAGUCAAUAUUUGAAAGUUAACAGGGGAAGAGAAGAAAUUUGAAGAGAAGAGGAGAAUUAAAAUUACCAACUAAUUUUCAGAUUAAAUAUUUAUAUGAAGUUUUGAAAAAUAAUUGUGGCCCUGAGGGAUAAAUUCCAGCUUUUAAAACCAAUUCUAUGAGGAAAUAUUUGGCUUCAUAAAGUAAAGAGACAGUUUGGCAUUUAUUAAUACUUUUUCCUUGUAAUUUCUGCCUAUAAAAUAACUUUUAUAAAAACCAAUUUCCUGGUUGGCUGUUAAAUUCAUCUAAGAAUAAAUUAGUGAAGAAUUAAAUUCUAGAAUUAAAAAAAUUCAGCCUUUAUGCUGAAAUAACUACUUUCCUUAUUAGAUAGUUAUAAGUCUUUCUAUAAAAGACAAUGAAAAUGCCUCACGCUUUAUCAUAAGUGAAGCAUUGUAUUUUUUAAAGUGUUCUUUAAAAUAGUAAAUAGGAGUUUAAACAUAAUUUUAUCAGUAAUUGGUGUCAGUUUUUUUAAAUCACAUAUACAUUUUUUCGGUCCUAUAGUUGACUUUUCUAGCAGGAAAUAUCAAUGAUGUUAUAAAAAUAUGUCAUGCCAAUAAGUAAGUCUUUUCUGUAAUUCUCCCCCACCUUCCAAGGCCACCAUAUAGCUUAUAAAUCUCAAAUUUUAACUUUUAUUAAAAUAUGGGUAUUUCUAUUCAUUGUGUAUGUUUCAUCCCCAUAUUAGUCAAACUCCAUUUUUCCUUUCCUUCAUCCUGAGUAAAGAACUAAUUGAACAACUUUGGAUUCUGAUCGUGUUCUCUAAGUUUAAAGACACUAAGUAGAGAAUAAUGUGGCUAGGAAAUAAGGUAAAUCAGUAUUGUAUUCAAAAAAAAUUUAAUUUCCCCCAUUUCUGGACAGAUAUAAAUAGUUUAGAUCUGUUUCAGAGCUGACCUGCUGACAUAUGAGGUUUUAGAACUCUCUUUUCCUGGCAUUUUUUCCCCUUUAAUUCUACAUUAGAAAAAUAAAAGAAUGCCUGGAGAUGUGAGAAUAUCUAUGUUGUUUUUCUCCUGCUAGCUCUCUAUCAGUGAUAAAUAAACCACCUCCACAUAGAUCACAAAGUUUGGGAAGUUUAUUCACGGAGGUUGGUUUGUUAGUAGGAGACCAUGAUUACUCAACUGUUUUUGUUUUCUUCAUUUUCAGAAAAAAAAAAAAAAUAUAUAUAUAUAUAUAGAUACCACAUGAAGACAGAAACAAAGAUGGUAAAAUUGUGGUUCCUAUUGAUACUAACCCAGUGAGGAAGCAUAAUGGCAUUUGAUAGUUUUUGCCUUUAUUUCCAGAAUGGGUGAAAGUCCAUGAUCCCUUUGUGUUAGAAUUUAAAUUUGUUUGGGACAAGGUGCUUCAAAAGUUAAGACAAAGACCAAGUCCUUCCUGCCCAUCCCUCACUAAUAACUUCAUUCAGUUGUAGACAUGUUUGUUAUAAAGAGAGUUUAAGUUACAGUAUUUGCCUAACUUCCUUAAGAACUUUUCAAGGCAUCUGCCCUGGAAGCUGUUAAUUUAUGGUCUAACAGAUUUAUAUUAUAUACAGAUAAUAAUUAACUGGAGAUAGAAGAAUGAGAAGGGUUGACACAAAGUGGCAAAUGGAGUGCCUCACCAGUAGCAACCCGACUACCUCCUCACCCUCUGACUUGUAGGGAAGCAGGAAGUGGUUUUGAAAUAAAGUCCUGGAACUAAAUUGUACAUUAUUUCUCAUUGCUGCUGCAACCACCUUUAGAGGGCAUACUGGCUAAGGUGCACUGUCUCGUAUCUUGAUGCCAGUUUUUUGCUUUACACAAUGUAAAAUCAGUGGGUGGAUUUGUUUUUGGUGUGGUAGAGAAUUUUUUGUUAUAUAGUUAUGCUUUUUAUAGUUUAUAUGCCAAGAUAAUAUUUGAUAAGUCAGUGGCAUUUGGAUAUUUUCUUCAAGGAAUUGUAUUUGACCUGGACUUCUUAUAAAAUUGAUUUUACAUUAAGGAUACAUUUUUACUAAACUUUUUCCUACAUAUUAUUCAAGGAGCUUCAUGUUGCAUUUCUCCAAAUCUUAUCCCUAAAAAGGUAAAAUUGCUUCCUAAUUUAUCAUUUAGUCUUUGUGCUUUGUCUUUCUGUUCUGUGACAAAGUUUUAUAUCUGUUGGUAAAACUGUUAAUUCUGUGAAAUAACUGUUGUAACCCAGAAGAAUCUGUGUUUUCCAAUAGGGGAUGCCAUAUUUAAUAUACUAGCAUUAACAUUUUAAUAACUGACACAGCACUUUAUUCUUCUGGUGAGCUCCCUGAAUAUUUAUUUUUCAGAUUAUAAAUAUUCCAUGUCAGUGGUAUGUUUUUAAUUUUACCUCUUUUCUGUAGAGCAUUUAAGUCUCUCUAGAUGUAUAUUUUGGAAAGCUGUACUUGGUACACUACAGAUUAAAAUAAAAGUACAUAACUCUAAAGCAUCCCCUACUUGAAUUUCCCAGCCCCAAAAUGUUAGUGAUAAGCUCAAAUUUACAGCAUUUCUCUAGACUUAAAAAACAAAUGCCAUUUGUUUAAAAAACAAAUAAUGCCCUCUGCUUAUGUUCAUUUGGAACACAUUUAGAAUCUAAAGCUAAGGCCUAAUCAUUUGAUCACAACAUUGACAAAUAGAAAUGAGUUUAACUUUUCAAAAUGUUAGUAUAAUGUUACGUUUAGAAAUCAUCUACAACAAAAAUAUAUUUAUGGUGUCAUUUUCAAGGGAUAUUAUUUCAAGGGGGGCCAUUUUUAUAGAAAAUAGUUCAUUCCUCUUUCCCAUUCAAGUAUGAAUCUGGUGUUAUAUUAAAUUUUAUUUUGAUGUUUGGAGUUUAGCCAUCCCUAUUGAAAGGAAAGGCUUUGCCAACAUAAAGGGAAAACAUACUGAGUAGUUUUACACAAAUGUAAUGUGGCUUCAGUUUGCCCAUUUUCAUUCUCCAAAUGUUGAGGUGUUGGGUUGGGAUUCUCAAUGUAUCAUUUGCUCAUCUAUUAAUCUCUCAGCUGGUUCUUUAUAUUUUUAAGUUUGUACAUGUUUCUUCUAUUUUGUAUACAUUUCCUAACUCAAACCACAUGAGAAAUAUAAUCAGUAGAGUAAUACCUUAAUGUGCACAUAUACGCUAAAUAAAUGGCUGCGGUAAUGUAGACAAAUCCUCCUGGUUUUUCUUUUUUGGGGUGGCAAGAGUUUCCACUGAGAAAUCAUGGGAAAAGUAUCAAGGAUAGGAUCAGAUGUGGUAAUCCUUGGGAGAAUCCCUGUUUUAUGAUUUUUGCCUGUUAUAAUGUCUGCCACAAAACCAAGCAUUUAAAAAUGCUGUCAGAUUAUUCAUCUUUAAUCCAUGGUUAUAUUCUGUAUGUAGCAUGUACACAAUAAAUGUUUGUGAAUAGAUAAGUAAGCUCUAUUGUCUUUAAAAAAUUCUGGCUGAAGUUACUGAAAUAACCUAUUAUAUCAGAUAUUAUGUUCAAACAAUGCAAGUUCUCAUCUGUAUUUCUUACAUUUUUUCGUUGACCAGGGUACUUUGCUACUUCAUGCUUAAUUCAUUCUUAUCUCCUUAGCUAACUGAUCUGUAACUGGGUAGGCUCACCUAAUCCUUGUUUGUUGAUUGGUUUAAGAUUUUUUUCCAAAUGUAUUAAGAAUAAUGUUUCUGUUGCACGUUGUAUAUCGAAAUAAAAGACAAAUUCAAGUAUAUUUGCUCACAGUAUAUUAAACUCCAGAAGCCAAACUUAUAAGGGCAUCAAGUCUGCAUCUGACAUUUUAAUAGCUGCUGUUUGGUUUCUAUCAAUCACGUCAUUGCACAUUAAAAUGCACCGACAAAAUAAGAGAUCUGUCAUUUCUUCGUUAAAAAACAGUAAUCCAGUA